Chroicocephalus ridibundus (black-headed gull) is the source of this 871-nucleotide messenger RNA. RefSeq names its product regulator of cell cycle (gene RGCC). The record is from RefSeq and is a predicted model, not a curated record. The coding region runs from base 61 to 513 and encodes 150 amino acids. The transcript has 5 exons. Gene Ontology annotation, biological process: regulation of cell cycle. Gene Ontology annotation, molecular function: protein kinase activator activity; protein kinase binding. Gene Ontology annotation, cellular component: cytoplasm. Lineage: Eukaryota; Metazoa; Chordata; Aves; Charadriiformes; Laridae.
CGCCUCAGCCCCCAGCCCGGGCGGGGUAUAAGAGGCGGCGGCGGCGGGGCCGGGCCGCCCAUGUUGGCGGCAAGAGGCUGGGGCGGCAGCGGUGGUGGGGCACCCCCGCCCGCCGCCAUGAAGUCGCCUCAGGCCCAGCGGCCGGCGGGUCAAGGGCUGGGGGAGGACGGCGGCGGGGGCCUGGCGGAGGCGCUGGGGGAGUUCGACGCGGUGCUGGCGGAGUUCUCCUGCCCCGCCGGCCGGCGCCGCUUCCACUACGGCGAGCACCUGGAGCGCAUGAAGCGGAGGAGCAGCGCCAGCGUCAGCGACGGCAGCGGCCUCAGCGACUCGGAGAGUGCAGAUUCACUCUACAGAAAUAGUUUCAGUCUCAGUGAUGAAAAGCUUAACUCUCCAACUGCAUCUACGCCAAGCUUGCCAUCUCCAUCAGUAACUCCAUGUAAAGCAAAGCUCGGAGACACAAAAGAACUGGAAGACUUCAUUGCUGAUCUUGACAGAACACUAGCAAGUAUGUGAAAUGAAUCUUUGGCAUUGUACUUGCCUAUGAAUGUCAUCUGAAGGAUAAGUGACAUCACUCACCGAGAACUGCUGCCCUUGUCUGAUAACUGUGCUACCCCAGAUAUUCACCUUCUGAACAUAACCUUUGUCAAAUCCUAUAAGUAUUUAGCUGGCAACAUCAGUUUUGUUCCUUUGCAGCAGAUGGAAUAGGAUAACUUAAGUGUUGCAGCUGUAUUUUGCUUUAAACUAUAGCUUGGAUUUUAAUUUAAAGUUGCUUUUAUGAAAAUAUAUUUGUAAUUUUAUAUAGUUGAGAACUUUUAAUGCUUUUUUUCCAUUAUAAUAUAUUUUUGUAUGCAAAUAAACCCUGAACCUGGAA